GACACUUUCAUGCAGGAACUUCCUGCUCCGGACAGAACAGCUUGCUGGGACGGGCUUCAGCAGUUUUUUUUGUCAGCUGGUCCCUGCGAGUACGUCAACUACCUAACAAGACAACAACAAGUAAACUUGGGCCAUUAAUUACGAUCAGCCUCCUUUCAGAUGGGUGCGCAGAGGGCUCCGACUCCGCGGCAGCACCCUGACAUACUCAAACCAGCAGUCUUUGUGCAAGCCUCAUGAAAGGGACAGUUUGAUUGUCCUAGCUUGCAGGCUAACAUUAGCUACUCGUCUGCUGAGUUAACGACCGGGGAGAUGUCUUUUCGGCCGAAAUACCGUCGCCCACCGGCGAGCAUAAAGCAAGAGCAUGACGACGACUCUGACACGGAGGAGCCUCACCUGGGUCCGAGGAGGACGGACGGGCUGGAGACUCAGAUCAUCCACAGUGGACACUUCAUGGUGUCGUCGCCCCACAGCGAGCACCCCCCGAAGAAGGGCUACGACUUCGACACCGUCAAUAAACAGACAUGUCAGACUUAUCAUUUUGGCAAGGCGAGCAUGUCGCACUUCUCCAUCGAUGCUUCAUUGACCAAACUCUUUGAGUGCAUGACCCUCGCGUACAGUGGCAAGUUGGUAUCUCCCAAAUGGAAAAACUUCAAAGGGCUAAAGCUGCUUUGGAGAGACAAGAUCCGCCUCAACAACGCCAUAUGGAGAGCCUGGUAUAUGCAGUAUGUGGAGAAAAGGGAGAAUCCUGUUUGUCAUUUUGUGACCCCCCUCGAUGGACAUGUGGACUCAGACGUUAAUCGUCCCGCUGAGGCUGUUGCCACGGAGGGAAAAUGCUGGAAAAGAAGAAUUGAAAUUGUCAUAAGAGAAUAUCAUAAGUGGAGGACAUACUUUAAGAAAAGGUUACAGAAGCAUAAGGAUGAUGACCUGUCAAGCUUGCUUAAGGGGCCAGAGGAGCAGUUAUCGCUGUUUGGGGAAGUCUCUCCAGACAUGCUCCGUGUCUCCUUUUAUCAGGAUGAAGAGAUUGUUGCACGCCGCGUGCCUCGUAAACAUUAUGAAACACCCGCCCCUAUGGAGAUGGACCCCCUCUUUGACAUGGACGUUCUGAUGUCUGAGUUUUCAGACACAUUGUUCUCCACAUUGGCCUCGCACCAGCCCAUAGCCUGGCCCAAUCCGAGGGAGAUUGCUCAUGCAGGGAACGCAGACAUGAUCCAACCAGGACUCAUCCCCUUACAACCCAACCUGGACUUCAUGGACUCAUUUGAUCCACUGCAAGACUUAUUUCACAGCCUCCGUCAGCCCGUCUUCCCCUCUGUUUCCCCCACUGCAUCAUCUGUCACCCCUCUACCCAGCAGCAGCUCUCAGUCACAGCAGGCCCAGUUAAUGUCUUCCAUGCAGCUCACAAGCAACCACAUUUCCCCUCCUGGCCCCCUGCCCAUCCCCUCUCCCAUGGCCAGUCAAAACAGUGGAACAGGUGGUGGUGGUGAUGCUGCCUAUGUACAAAACUACAUGCCUCUGUUUUCUGGGCAUGUGGCAGCCAGUGAUCAAGCAGUAGUUUCCUCAGUCCCUCAGACGUUAUCCCAUGAUCCGCUGGCACAUUGCCUCCCGGGUCAGAACAUGGUCUCAGCAGCACCCAUGGUUCCCUCACCUUUGGACAACACAGCAGCUCUGGAUGAGACUGUAGCACCAUCUGUGAUCACACACACAGCCUCCUCCAUUGUCACACCCAGCUCUGCUGCCACCACCUUCACCCAAGGGUCAGAUUAUAACUCCAUAUCCGCACAGCCUCCUCCACCUCCUCCGUCCCAACUCCAGUCCUUAGCUCCACUGCCUGCCAGCACUGUCCAGCACCCUCAGACAUUUGUCCUGCCUCGCCCCUUUCAGACAUCCAGUGCCAACAAAAACCGCCCUGUGCAAAGGAUUGCUCCUGCUAACCCCGUCCCCUCCUCACACCUCAUCCUCACAGCACCUUUCCCAGGUCAUGGUAAUGCUGUGAUCGUUACACCAACGGCGAUAAAAGCAGAAGUGGGCCCUAACAGAAUGGUGAUCACGCCGCAUCUGGCAGGGUCUUCUGGAUUUCACGUCAUGUCUCAGACGCAGAAGUCUCCCCAGCCGAUUGUUCCCAAAGAAAAGUCUUGUUCUUCCAACCGCAAAAACCAGAAACCCUCCUCAAGCGUCGGUCACAAUCAGUCAGGAUCGAGUCAAGGGUCACCGUGCGCAUUAGAUCAAGUUCCCAGUCCCCAGUCACUGAUCAGCAGCAGUAGUACACCUCUGGUAAAGAAUGAGCAAAAUCAGAGCCGGAGAACAACGCACAUAUCUGCUGAGCAGAAGAGACGAUCAAACAUAAACAUUGGCUUUAAAACACUCUGCAACCUGGUUCCCACACUUAAGUCCCAAUCAAAUAUCAGUAAUGCAGUCACAUUACAGAAGACAGUAGAGCACAUUGGGAAGCUCCAGCAGGAGAGGCAGCAGAUGCAGGAAGAGGUCAAGAGACUGCGAGAAGAGAUAGAGGAGCUCAACACCUCCAUAAACCUGUGUCAGGAACAGCUGCCUGCAACGGGAGUGCCCAGCACACGGCAUCGCUUUGAUCACAUGCAAGAGAAGUUCAAUGAAUAUAUCAAGAGCCGCACUCUCCAGAACUGGAAGUUCUGGAUCUUCAGCAUCAUUAUCAAGCCUCUCUUUGAAUCAUUCAACGGGAUGGUGUUAACAACGAGCAGAGCAGAGCUGUGUCAGACCACACUGCAAUGGUUCGAUCGCCACUGUUCCCUCCCAGUGCUCAGACCCAUGGUGCUGAGUACGCUCCGUCAGCUGAGCACAACCACGUCCAUUCUUAGUGACCCAUCCCUGCUGCCUGAAGAAGCCAUCCAGGCUGUCACACACACAGACUCAUAGCCUCGCUUGCAGAGGAGGUGAGGUGUCUUGAGAGCCUCUGCACCAACAUCAUCAUGAACCUUCCAACAGCAAUCGUCCAAAUGACAUAUCACUACUUUACCUUAUGGCUAUUCAACAAGGUUGCUACGUCUUCCAUGGAUCCACAACUUCCUUGGGGAGAAACAGUGAAAGAAAUGCAGGCUACAACUGGCUUACAUUCACUUUUUAUGUACGACUGUCAUGCAUUUGUUCUGUUGCACACUGAUUCUUUGGGAUUGAUGCACACUGAGAGCCCUUCCUUUGAUUUUUAGAAGCUUUUUAUCAUAUUAUAUUGGAAUGACAUCAACAAUGCAACAACCCUAAGUGAUAAACUUGUGAAUGCUUUAUUGGAAGGUGGCACUUGUUUGCUUUUUGAACAACAGUAUAUAUUUCAAUUGAAAUUACUUUUAUAAUACAAAAACACGGCUGUGUUGAAAAAGGGAAAUAUUGAGUAAUUGAUCAGUCUGUGUCCUCUCUCAGAUGUAUAUAAGUGUACAGACAUGAUGCUUUUUAUCACCAGGAGAUGAAUGUGGGAUUUUUAGGACUAUAGCUAGCUUUAUUGUAUUUUCCACCCCUCAUUUACUCAGGUGAUUGCUACUUUUGCCAGUGAACAAUAGUGGUUUUCUGGUGGCCUUCUGUCCAUGCCGAACACCUUCCUUCAUUCUUGGCUUGCUCUGCCCAUUUUUAGUGAGUUCGACUGCAAAUUGUACUAGAAAGCAGUCAUCUUCAAUACACACAUUGGUUUUCUACUGGGCAGGUCGGAGCAGCAUGGAGCGAUUUUACUUACAGCCCUCAUAGGGAGCAUAACUGAAAAAAGCAGUAUAGAUUAUUCACAUGUACGGUGUUAAAAGAUCUUAGCUGAAUGCACAGUAGCUGUAGGAGUAUUUUCUGUUCUUUGUUGGUCACUCAGGGCUGCGUUGGUGAGCGUAUUUAUUUACCAUUCAGCUAAUAACAAAUCAAGUCAAGAUCCUUCUCAGCAGGAGAGCAUUUUGGCUGUAACAUCACAUAGUUUGAUUUACUAAUGUUUCUGGAGGUUUUUUCUGCCGGUGGUUACACCAAUUUACAGUGUGCUGUGACAGAUGCAGAAAAACAUACACUGAAACAGACCAAAAGCCAUAUAUGAUUGUGUUACUGACCUCGUCUGUCAAGUGCUUGAGAAUUAGACUCUGUCAGCCUUCAGGUAAAAUAAAGUGCCCUGAUCUCUGCAGGCUGAUUAGUCUUUGUUUUUUUCUUUUUUGUUUUAAAUUCAUGGUUCAGCACUCCUCAGUCAGACAUGGAUUUUGUGACCUGUGUUUUUACUUUCUGUUCUGCAGCGCAACUGAGUUUACUCUUUGACUUUUACGGGAGAAAAAGGAACCAUUGAUAGUUGUUAUUUGAUAAAUGAGCAGCUUUUUGUGUGCCGUCAUGGUGGUUUUUUACUUUUUCUACAAGUUAUAAAAAUCAUUUUAUCACUUAAGAAUUACCUGUGCACGUAAAACUGCUCAAUUUGAAGUAAGGUGGGUAUGGCAGUCAUAAGAAAUGUUACACUUGUAGCCUAUUUGCAUUGUUGAGUUAAAAUAGGCCAAUGUGAUGUGGCAAGCAUGAAGUUCAGAGGUCAUUUUCACCCAAAAUGAUGUUACAGCUACUGUAAGAUAAUGAAAAUCCAGCUCUGAAUGCAGCAGCAUGGAUGAUUAUAAACAGAAAAUUGAGACAUGAUUUAACUUAUGAAAGACAGCCCUUAUGUUCCACUCCAGCUUGGCAUUUGUGUGGUGAUUGUGUUGUUUGUUUUUUCCUCAUCCAGAUUUUAAAGUGUUAUUGUCAUACCAGGUUGGAUUUCUAACUUGUUUGCAGUUUUCUGUGAAGGCGUUUUGUUCUGGAUGAUUGUACAGUGUAUCAUUGCAGAUUGGAUCUGCCCCCCAAAUUUAGUGUUGUGUUUAAUUUGUGUGAAAAAAGUAAAGAUAUUUUCUUAUGCUGCAUCUGAGUGUUUUUUUUUCCUCUAAAGUUCCCAAAUGUCUUUAUGCAACAAACUUCAUGAUUGCCUUAAAUGGUUGUGAAACAUAAUAAAAAGAACACAAAUGAAAAGUGA
Messenger RNA from Scomber japonicus (chub mackerel), 4972 nucleotides. RefSeq names its product MLX interacting protein (gene mlxip). The coding region runs from base 310 to 2889 and encodes 859 amino acids. NCBI's taxonomy places the organism in Eukaryota, Metazoa, Chordata, Actinopteri, Scombriformes, Scombridae. The record is from RefSeq and is a predicted model, not a curated record. The transcript is spliced from 17 exons. Gene Ontology annotation, molecular function: DNA-binding transcription factor activity, RNA polymerase II-specific; RNA polymerase II cis-regulatory region sequence-specific DNA binding; protein dimerization activity. Gene Ontology annotation, cellular component: nucleus. Gene Ontology annotation, biological process: regulation of transcription by RNA polymerase II.